GUCGCUUUUAAUCAAUUCUUCAAAAUGCUGUAUUUGUUGAUUUGGAACCAACAGUAGUAGAUGAAGUCCGAACUGGUACUAACCGCCAACUCUUCCAUCCUGAGCAACCCAUCACUGGAAAAGAGGAUGCUGCUAAUUACUAUGCUCGAGGUCACUACACAGUGGGCAAAGAACCCAUAGAUCUGAUACUCGACAGAACCAGGAAGCUGGCUGAUCAAUGUACUGGUCUUCAAGGAUUCUUAUUUUUUCAUAGCUUUGGUGGAGGAACUGGAUCUGGUUUCUCUUCUUUGUUGAUGGAAAGAUUGAGUGUCGAUUAUGGAAAGAAAAAUUGGAAUUUGCUGUUUAUUCUGCUCCACAAGUAUCAACUACAGUAGUAGAACCAUACAACUCUAUCCUUACAACCCACACCACAUUAGAACAUUCCGACUGUGCCUUCAUGGUGGAUAACGAGGCUAUCUAUGAUAUAUAUGUCGCCGAAAUCUCGACAUUGAAAGACCAACCUAUAGCAACUUGAACCGAUUGAUUGGUCAAAUCGUCAGCUCCAUCACUGCCUCACUUCGAUUUGAUGGCGCUUUGAACGUUGAUCUUACUGAGUUCCAGACUAACCUGGUACCCUACCCACGUAUAAAUUUCCCGUUGGCUACCUAAGCACCAGUCAUUUCUGCUGAGAAAGCUUACCAUGAAUAACUUUCUGUGGCUGAAAUAACCCACGUUUGUUUUGAGCAAAUAAAAUGUGAUCCCCGUAUGGUAAAUACAUGGCCUGCUGCAUGUUGUACCGAGGUGAUAUAGUUCCGAAGGAUGUCAAUGCUGCUAUACAAUCAAAACCAAGAGAACCACCCAAUUCGUUGACUGGUGUCCCACAGGUUUCAAGGUGGGUAUCAACUAUCAACCAUCAACUGCUGUACCAGGAGGUGAUUUAGCAAAGGUCCAGAAAUAUGUUUGUAUGUUGAGUAACACAACUGCUAUUGCAGAAGCCUGGGCCCGUUUUGAUCAUAAGUUUGAUCUGAUGUAUGCUAAGAUUUAGCUGCUCUUGAGAGAGAUGUUGGAGUUGAUUCUGUAGAAGGUGAAGGCGAAGAAGGAGGGGAGAAGAAUAUUAGAA
Molecule: messenger RNA, 1099 nt
Organism: Lottia gigantea (owl limpet)
Lineage: Eukaryota; Metazoa; Mollusca; Gastropoda; Lottiidae
Source: the annotation of a RefSeq genome assembly